UGCUCGUGUGACGUAUUUCCUGAGGAGCGGCGAGUGGACCGCCUCUUCAUCCAGCUCUAGUGGAGGAUUCUCAUAUUUUGUGUUUUUUUUUUUGUUUUGUUUGCUUGUUUGUUUAUUUUGGCCGUUUAUUUCCUCCUUGGCGGCUCGUUGAACAUGUACGGACGGCAAUGUUAUUGUUUAGUUCAAGAGGCGAGCGCGUGAAAGCGAGCCGUUGCUCCUCAGCUGCGUCGCGUAACGGAAAAUGGAGCCAAAGAAAGCUAGCUUAGUAGCUAUGGUAAAGUUUGUGUGUGGUACAGUAGAUAGGUGUGUGGGGAGAGCUGGGAAGUAACGUGCGUGCGGACAAACCUGUCAGAAGAUUUGGACAGCCAGGACAAGUGCUUUGUGGUCUGUUUACAUUUAGUCCGAGACGAGGCGUUUAAAAAGAAACACACACACACACACAGCUGUAACGUUUUUAACGGGCGCGUUUAGCGCUUCUGACUGACGGAGCUUCACAUCUGAAACAGGACGCCGUGACCAGAGAGAGACAGUCUCGCUUGGGCAGCUUGUGUUAAGCUCUCGCUUUUGCGUGGCUCACUCGUUUUGGUUUUGCAAGCUGUUCCGACUGUUUUGAUCCCGGAAAUCCUGAAAGCAGUCUAAUUUAGCAGUCUAAUUUAGAUUUAAAGGCAGCGAGUUGCUUCAUCUGGACUUGCGUAACUUGCAGGAACGCUACCUUUUUUUUAUAUUAUUUUAUUUUUUUUAAAAUCAGUAGAUCCAAAUAGUGGGAAAUAAUAAUAACACGCUUUGUGUAUUCAGCACAUCAGGAUCCGAAUGACCAAAUGUUGUGUAAGGUGAUUUAAAAGCUGCAUCCGCUUCAUGUGCACGAUUUGAGGGACUUGAAGACCUGAGGUUUCCGUGACCUCCAGCCUGUCUGAUGGAGCUGUGCCUGGCCUGCUUGCCGCUUGUCACGUUGCUGACCCUCCUGACCUCUGAGGUCACGCCGUCCCUUGGCCAAAAGGUUUACACAAACACAUGGGCCGUCCAUAUAAGCGGAGGAGAGGAGGAAGCCAACCGCAUUGCCCAAAAGCAUGGUUUCAUUAACCACGGCAAUAUAUUUGGAGAAUACUACCAUUUUCGGCACCGCAGGGUGGUGAAAAGGUCUUUAUCUCAACACAGAGGAACACACAUUCGCCUGCACAGAGAGCCCCAGGUCAAAUGGGCAGAGCAGCAAGUGGUGAAACCGAGGAAGAAGAGGGACAUUUACUCCGAGCCUGUUGACCCCAAGUUUGCACAGCAGUGGUACCUGUACAAUAGCAACGACCGUGACCUCAAUGUGAAGGAAGCCUGGAAGCAGGGUGUUACGGGACAGGGUGUGGUGGUGUCCAUAUUGGAUGACGGAAUCGAGAAGAACCAUCCAGACCUCGAGCGUAAUUAUGAUCCUGAUGCCAGCUAUGACGUGAACGAUGGAGAUCCAGACCCUCAGCCUCGAUAUACCCAGCUCAACGAUAACAGACAUGGCACACGAUGUGCUGGAGAGGUAGCUGCUGUUGCCAACAAUGACAUCUGUGGUGUCGGUGUAGCCUACAAUGCCAAGAUUGGAGGUGUUCGGAUGUUGGAUGGAGAGGUGACCGAUGUGGUGGAGGCUCAAUCUCUCAGCCUCAACCCUCAGCAUAUAGACAUCUACAGCGCUAGCUGGGGGCCCGAGGAUGAUGGAAAAACGGUGGAUGGCCCUGCCAAGCUGGCAAAGGAGGCUUUUUUACGAGGAGUAACUGAGGGUCGCCAUGGGCUGGGCUCCAUCUUUGUGUGGGCAUCCGGUAAUGGGGGCCGGGAGAAAGACAGCUGCAACUGUGACGGCUACACCAACAGCAUCUACACACUCUCAAUCAGCAGCAGCACGCAGUACGGCAACGUGCCGUGGUACAGCGAGGCCUGCUCCUCCACCCUCGCCACCACCUACAGCAGCGGAGGACUCAACGAGAAACAGAUUAUCACUACAGACCUGAGACAGAAGUGUACAGACUCACACACAGGCACCUCGGCUUCAGCUCCUCUGGCUGCAGGAAUCAUAGCCCUCGCCCUGGAAGCCAAUAAAAACUUGUCAUGGAGGGACAUGCAGCAUCUGGUUGUGAGGACAUCUAACCCAGCUCACCUGAUCACUAACGAUUGGAAGACCAAUGGGGUUGGACGCCAAGUAAGCCACUCGUAUGGAUAUGGCCUGCUGGAUGCUGCUGCCAUCGUGGCCCAGGCCAAGAACUGGACCAGUGUGGGCCCUCAGCAGAAGUGUGUCAUCUCCAUGUUGUCUGAGUCCAGGAACAUUGGGAGCCACCUGGUGAUCAACAGGAGCGUAGACGCGUGUUCAGGCAAGCCCAACUUUGUGAGCUCUCUGGAACAUGUCCAAGCCCAGCUCACACUGUCCUACAACCGUCGUGGAAACCUGGCCAUCUACCUGAUCAGCCCACAGGGCACCCGGUCAACUCUGCUCACCCCCAGACCUCAUGAUUACUCCUCUGAAGGCUUCAACGACUGGGCCUUUAUGACCACCCACUCAUGGGAUGAAGACCCUCGCGGCGAGUGGACUCUGGAAAUUGAGAAUGUGGCUGGAACCAGUGACUACGGCACUCUAACACAGUUCACGCUGGUUCUCUACGGCACUGCCUCUGCAUCAGCUGGCUUGUCCACACCAGACUCCGUCCAACUCCCUGAAGCCGGCUGCAAAACCUAUGACCUCAGUCAGAUUUGCACAGAGUGCAACCCCGGGUUCUACAUGUACCAGCAGGGUUGUGUACAUGAGUGCCCUGCAGGCUUCACGUCUGUCUCCCAGUCUGAGCUUUCCUCUUAUAACGAUGUGGCUGCUGUCCUGCAUCCAGCCUGCAUGCCCUGCCAUGAGCUCUGCCUUACCUGCAGCGGCACAGGGCCAAGAGACUGUCUCUCAUGCCCACCCCACAGCCACCUGGACCUACUCACUGGUACCUGCCAGCACCAGAACCAGAUUCAGCGCGAAUCACCCGAUGCCGAGUUGUUCCAAUUGCGCGGCAGCGCCCCUUCUGGCAUCAUGAAUCUACAGCUCUCGUCCAGUCUGCCUGCCACUGUGGCAGUGCUCUGCUGUGCCUUUAUCGCAGCCACCUUUGUAGUGGUGUUUGGCCUGCUUCAGUUCCACUCCUAUAGCCUCACUAAAAUGUACAGUUCUGAAGUCGGCGUGGGCUCUGUAAUGCGCGCAAACUUCGGCCUGAGCAUGGCGCGCAGCGACAUCAUUUCCUACAAGGGUAUACCAAGCGUGUGUAACGAAGACGGGGGCAACUCUGAGUCCGACAGCGAUGAGUUCGACAUCCAAAAUGAGAGAACUGCCUUCAUCAAAACACAAAGUGCUCUUUAACCCUUUCCCCACACACUUUUGCUAUCUAUCUUCUCCUCAACUAUUUUCUUUCUUUAUCUUUUUGAAGAUAUGGUCUUUCACGGGCUUGUCUCCCCUUUUCUUUUUUUGGGUUUGAUCCUGCAGUUUAUUUAUUAUUCCUAUUUUCCCCCAUAGUGGUGAACCAUAAUAUCAGGGCCACUCUGCACACACCUGGCCUCGGUGCCUCUAAAAGAACGCCUCCAUGGCUGAUUGGCUGGAGGAUGAGACAAAAAAACAAAAAGUUGAUUGUCCCAGGCUUGCCAGCAGGACUCUCCAAAAACACAAUAAACACAAUGAUUGUCAUUUAGUCUCUUCCUCUUCUUUUCAGUCCCACUACAUGUUGUCCAAUAAGAUCUAAGGAAGAAAUCCUAUUACUGUGUGUAUCAGAAGUGUCCAAUCUGACUAAAUAAUCUGCUGCUUAAUCAUAGAGAAUUCGUUUAGUGUUAAAUGAAUCAUUGUGAAUCUUAUUCUUAUGCUGAGGUCCUUUUUGAAAGACUUUUGGGGAAAAAAAAUUAAAAAAUUUCUUGGGGGGCUAGCAUGGCUUCAUUUCUAAUGCACACAGAUUCACAAUGCAGACCCCCAAGCAUAAUUCGCCUGCAGAGAAUUUCAAAUGCUGAGUUCAUUGGUUUUUUUUUUCUUCUUCUUCUUCUUGAAGGCGGUUUACACUGCUGUAACCUUGUGCGCUCUUUCUGACUCCCUGGAGGUAGCUUUGCAGCACUGCUCUGAAAUGAACUCCAUUUGAGGCCUUGGGAGAAACGUUAGCAGGGCUUCUCAGGAUUGUACUGACAAACCCUGAGAAGAGAUAAGGCAGUUUUAACUUCCUUCUGAUGUUAGUUUCAUUUGCCUUUAUAUCAUAUGUGGACAUGGUGAGGUUCUGUUUUGGCAGUAAGAAAGUGACUUUUUGCGAAUGAAACUACAAGGGCUCAAUGAACACUUCAAUGCAGCUAUUGUGUGAGGCAGGGAAUCAGAGUUGAUUAUUCAUGAUUAAUCUGGUUGGAGAAGUAAUUAAAUCAAGCAUCAGGUUAUUUCGGUUUGUCUUGAAUCAUGUGCUUACUCAAACCCAGUAAUGGUUUGGCCUAAUUCAGCUAUAUUCUCUUUAUGCUCAAAUCCUUAUAAUUUUUAUACAGAUGUUGUGAGCUGGGUUUUAAAUAGUAUUUCUUUGUUGUUGUUUUUGUUUUAAUAAUACAAGUAGAUAUUACCUGUGUGUGUGCGCGGAAGACCGUCGGGUCAUGGAUGGAUCUUUUGAGAUUCCACACCUGUUUUUAAAUACUUCAGUAAUUGUAGCAUUAAUAGCAGAUGACAUUUUUACCAUUUUUAACAUCUGUCUUUUCAAGUGUCUUCUAGCAACAACACACAAACCCUCCACGAUUGGUUUUUAAGAAUGUGGUGAUUAAGACUGCAGUUUGGAAAGUUUAAAAUCCUGCUUCUUCCACAAGUCUCCUGUGGAUGAUUAUACCAUAUCAAUUUCAUAGGGCUACAUUUGUUUUUUUUUUUUUGUUGUUUUUUUUUUUUUUUAAAUAGCCUUCACAUCAGGCUCAGACUCUAGCAUAUUAAAUGUUCAUCACGUCAAAAGCAUUACCUCAUGCCUCAAUAAUUCAUUUCUGUCAUUUUUAUAUAUAUAUAUAUAUAUAUAUAAAAUGUCCCCCCCCCCCUUCGUACUGUACGUGUGCUUGACUUUAAUUAUAGCGCAAUAGGAUGUUUCUCGAAGUCCUUAUCUACCCAGUUAAAUAUCUUGUGGUUUUUUUUUGUUUUUUUUUUAGUAAAUAUUCUUUUAGGGAAUAUGACCUUCCAUACUUUUUAAAUCUUCAUUAACUAAAUCCUGCCUUGGAGAUUUAUAAUUAACUGAAACUUUAAAAUUGUUUACUUGUUCUUUCUUUUCAUUACCUCCAAAAUGGUCAUCUCUUCUUUCUUUUCACGUUUCCCACUUCUCUGUUAGGAAUACACCUUAUUUCCCUUCUCUAAUUUUAAUGUAAAUGACACUUGUAUAUAUUCACAUUUUAUUUUGUUUUCUUUUAUAUUCAAUUCCCCCUUUUUCCUUUGCUUUGCAUUAGUCUGUUCUGUCCAGCUUAAAUUAACAAAUGUACACUGUGCAUUGAUUUAUAGGUAACAGAAUGUGCAUCUGAUGAACACUAAUUUCAAUUUUAAAAAAUGAGAUGUUAUGGAAAUUUACACACAUACACACAGUAGCUGCAUUUCACUAAAAUGACUUCAUGACCGGAUGAAGUGACUGAGUAUUUGAUUAUAAUUACUUGAUGGAAUUUAGUGAAGUACUGAAUCAAAUAUGGAGGUGGGUACUUUUGCCAUUCUUAAUGUUACAACACGAGCCCUUUGAGAUUAAAGAUUUGAUUGACCUCAUCUUGCAUUCACACUAGCAAAUGACUACACAACAUUAAACUUCAUUUCCUUGAAAUAGACAUUUCGCAAGUGCAGCGGGGUGACAUGCAUUAGUUUAUGUAAAUUGGUUAUAAAAUGUUGACGUGGCAAAAAACGAUUGGCUAAUAAAUUCCUCGGAUUUUCCUCGUCUCAUCUUAAUUUUGUAUCUGCGUUUGGUUCCCAUUUUGUUGCACAAAAACUGAAGGAAAAAACAUCAGUGAAACCAGCAAACACUAAAAAUACUUUUCAGAUAAAGGUCACGUAGUAUACGUAUAAGAGGUAUAUGAAUUUCACAGUGGUCUGUAUGUAUUUUGGCUAAAAACAUUUAUCAGAUCUACAAGCGGUAAUGGUAGCAGUCGCGCCACUCUACAAAAGACCAAUCUGGCAACUUGACAUCAGCAGCUUGUCGCUUGUUAGUGUGAUGUACUUUGGGUUGUGCCUCCAUGUUCAUUUUUACAAUAUUACCCUAGUAAGUGUUGCAGUAGUGAACUCAGCUGGACGUAUCGUCUUGGGCUGUGUUACUCAAAUAAUGGCAAGGUCCGACGUUAACCUAACAGCAUGACGUAUUCUUAUGAAGGUCUUCUAAUUAAACACAAGCAUUAAGCACUCAGUGUCCUGCAGGAUUACUGGGCUUUGUGGAGGCCAUGACCAAAGACAGGAACGUGAAACGUGUACGCUACACCGACGAGUUAAACUGCAGGAGAGACUCGCUUGAUAGAUAGGGAUUAUUUUCAUUCUAUAUUUUAAGGUGGGUGUUAUCUUGCCAUAUCUUGGUUUACAUGGUAUGACAGCUCCCAUAAUAUCCCUCUCUCUCUCACACACACACAUAUAUAUAUAAAAAUAUAUGCGCGCACACAUGCCGAACCUGUUUACCACCAUGCACUUCUUCUGUGCCCAGCUUGAAUUGUCAGUACGUCCUGUUGUUGAAUGAUUUUAGUAUAUAUCUGAGACAGAACAACUAAAUUAAUAUAAAAUAAGACCUAUUUUUGUGCAUUGUCAUUCAUGUAAUUUAAAGAUUUUGCCUUUUUAAAAAGUUUUCUCCUUUUUAUUUAAUUGAUGUCAAUAUAUGAAUUAUAGAUUUAUGAAAAAUAAAGAUCUAUGCAAAGUUA
Ictalurus furcatus (blue catfish) is the source of this 6852-nucleotide messenger RNA. It is a transcript of the gene furina, whose product is annotated as furin (paired basic amino acid cleaving enzyme) a. Lineage: Eukaryota; Metazoa; Chordata; Actinopteri; Siluriformes; Ictaluridae. Gene Ontology annotation, cellular component: trans-Golgi network; Golgi membrane. The transcript is spliced from 16 exons. Gene Ontology annotation, molecular function: serine-type endopeptidase activity. Gene Ontology annotation, biological process: peptide hormone processing. Bases 914 to 3352 code for a protein of 812 amino acids. The record is from RefSeq and is a predicted model, not a curated record.